Messenger RNA from Eruca vesicaria subsp. sativa (arugula), 969 nucleotides. Lineage: Eukaryota; Viridiplantae; Streptophyta; Magnoliopsida; Brassicales; Brassicaceae. The record is from the annotation of a GenBank genome assembly.
AUGUCUUCCACGACUAAACUGACUUCUCCCUCAAGGAAUCAAUCCAAGGAGAGUCUAGUUUCUCGCCCACUCGACGACGUCUUAAAACUCUGUAAUCCUCUCGGAGAUGAUGAUGAGGUUGAUGACAUUGAUAGUAUUAACUUGGAGGAUCCACAGCUUUGUGGUGCCUAUGCGUGCGAUAUCUACGAGUAUUUGCAUUUAUCCGAGGUAAAUAAAAGACCUGCUGUUGAUUACAUGGAGAGAGUUCAACCAAACAUCAACCCUAGCAUGCGUGCUAUCCUCAUUGACUGGCUCGUGGAGGUUGCCGAAACGUAUCGGCUUUGGCCAGAGACUUUGUAUCUUGCAGUGAACUGUUUAGACAGGUACCUUUCAGGUAACGUAAUCACCAAGAAAAACUUGCAGUUGCUUGGUGUUUCAUGCAUGAUGAUUUCAGCAAAAUAUGAACAACGGUGGGUGCCUCACGUGGAGAGUUUCUGUUACAUCACUCAUAACACUUACUCAAGUGACGAGCUUCUGGAGAUGGAGGCUUGUGUUUUGGAUUACUUGAAGUUCGAAUUAACGACUCCAACUGCAAAUUGUUUUCUAGGGCGAUUUGUCCGUGCUGCACAAGGCAAAGGAGAGGUGGUGCCAUCCCUCUUGUUUGAGUCAGUAGCGAGUUAUCUCUGCGAAUUAUCUCUCUUGGAUUACACUAUGCUUUGCUACGCUCCAUCACUCGUCGCUGCCUCUGCUGUUUUCUUGGCACAAUACGUAUUACACCCUUCGAGAAAACCAUGGAGCUCUACGUUAGAGCAUUACGCAUGGUACAGGGCUACACAUUUGGAAGCGUGUGUUAAGAGUCUUCUUCGGCUAUGUCAUGAGAGUCCUUCGGGCGAUGUAGUUGCAGUCAGAAAGAAGUAUAGUCAAGAGAAAUACAAUUGUGCAGCAAUGAAGUUUUACCCCACCUCACUGCCGCAAGAGCUCUUCCUCUGA